Molecule: messenger RNA, 1527 nt
Organism: Miscanthus lutarioriparius
Lineage: Eukaryota; Viridiplantae; Streptophyta; Magnoliopsida; Poales; Poaceae
Source: the annotation of a GenBank genome assembly
AUGGCACCACCGCGCCGCGUGUACCCGCGCGACCGCGCCUACUUCUUCCUGCUGCUCGCGCUGCUUCUCUUCUGCCCUGUGCGCCGACGAGCGGCUGCGCAGUCCCAGCCGGCGGACGAGGCGCAGCUGCUGCUCCAGAUCAAGAGGGCGUGGGGCAACCCGCCAGUGCUCGCGCGAUGGAAGAACGCCUCAUCCCCGGGCGCGCCAUGCACCUGGACAUUCGUUGGGUGCAACACGGCCGGGCGCGUCACCAACCUCACGCUCGGUAGCGCCGGCGUGGCGGGCCCCUUCCCAGACGCCGUCGGCGGUUUCUCGGCCCUGACCUACCUCGACGUCUCCAACAACAGCAUCUCGGGCGCAUUCCCGACCGCGCUCUACCGCUGCGCUUCGCUCCGGUACCUCGACCUGUCCGAGAACAACUUCACUAGUGAGCUGCCUGCGGACAUCGGCCGCCUAGGGGAGAACCUGACCACGCUGCUCCUAGACGGGAACGGAUUCAACGGCACCAUCCCGGCGAGUCUCGGCGCGCUGACAAGGCUUCGGACCCUGUGGCUGGCCGAGAACCCGUUCCUUGCGGGCGAGCUGCCGGUGUCGUUCAAGAACCUCACCAACCUUGUCAGCCUCUGGGUAGAGCAGUGCAACCUCGUCGGCGACUUCCCGAGCCAUGUGCUUGAGAUGAAGCAGCUGGAGGUACUGAGCCUAUCCAAUAACAUGUUGAAGGGAAGCAUACCUGCGGCAGUUUGGAGGCUCAGCAAGUUGCAAGAGUUGUAUCUGUACAGCAACAACUUCAGCGGUGAUGUGGUGAUUGAUUACUUCGCCGCGGUGAGCUUAAUGUUUAUCGACCUUUCAGAGAAUUAUAAGCUUACUGGAGCUAUCCCAGAAGUCUUCGGGACCUUGAAGAAUCUCACUGAGCUGUAUCUCUUCACAAACAACUUUUCUGGCGAGAUACCAGUGAGCAUCGGCCAGUUACCGUCACUGUCAGUAUUCAGGCUUGCAAAUAACAGGUUUACUGGCACGCUCCCGCCGGACCUUGGAAAGAAUUCGGUCUUGCGCAUUGUUGAGGCUGAUUACAACGAGCUCACUGGUACCAUCCCAGAAGGUCUGUGCGCCAGAGGCCAGUUCUGGUACCUCAUUGCCAAGGGCAACCAGUUGAACGGCUCUAUCCCGGCAGGCCUAGCAAACUGCACAACUCUAAAAACCCUGGCUCUAGAUGAUAACAAUCUCUCCGGAGAUGUGCCAGAAGGUCUGUGCGCCAGAGGCCAGUUGCGUUACCUCAGUGCCAAUGGCAACCAGUUGAACGGCUCUAUCCCGGCAGGCCUCGCAAACUGCCCAACUCUGCAAGUCCUGGAUCUAGAUAAUAACAAUCUCUCUGGAGAUGUGCCAGAAGCUCUGUGGACUGCACCGCAGCUCCUUGUCUUGUCACUGCAGAAUAACCAGCUCACCGGGAGUCUUCCAGCCACGUUCUCUAGCAACCUUAGGAGAUUGCUCAUAGGCAACAACCAAUUCAGUGGCAGCUUAUGCUCGUGA